Molecule: messenger RNA, 1293 nt
Organism: Gossypium arboreum
Lineage: Eukaryota; Viridiplantae; Streptophyta; Magnoliopsida; Malvales; Malvaceae
Product: transcription factor MYB93-like
Exons: 3
Coding region: 96-1118 (340 amino acids)
Source: RefSeq, a predicted model, not a curated record
AAUUGACAAAUAAGGAGGUGAGGGAAGAGUGUGUAUAAAUAAAAGCAUGGGUGAGUAGAGUUUUGGUGGUGAGGAAGGCGAAGCAAUUAACAUUAAUGGGGAGAUCUGCAUGCUGUGACGAGAAUGGCCUCAAGAAAGGACCUUGGACUCCCGAAGAAGACCAAAAGCUGGUUCACUACAUUAAACGACAUGGCCAUGGCAGUUGGAGAGCUCUCCCUAGGCUUGCAGGUCUGAACAGAUGUGGCAAAAGCUGUAGGCUAAGGUGGACGAAUUACUUGAGGCCUGAUAUCAAGAGGGGCAAAUUUUCUCAAGAUGAAGAACAAACAAUCCUGCAUUUGCACUCCGUACUCGGAAACAAGUGGUCAGCCAUUGCAACACAUCUGCCAGGGCGCACUGAUAACGAAAUCAAGAACUUCUGGAAUACCCAUUUAAAGAAAAAGCUGAUUCAAAUGGGCAUUGAUCCAAUGACCCAUCAACCCAGAACUGACAUCUUUGCUAGCUUGCCUCAGCUCAUAGCCCUUGCUAACCUUAAAGACCUCCUGGAAAACAGUCCUCAUCUAUUCGAUGACCAAGCUUUAAUAUUACAGGCAGAAGCUGCUCACUUGGCUAAGCUUCAAUACAUGCAAUUACUCCUCCAUUCUGCUGCUUCAACGACGACCAACGACGACUCGUUAUCUUCACCAAAUGGCAUUGCAGACAUGGAAGCUCUCAACUUAUUAAGUUCACCAGUUCCAGCUCAUGUCAAAGAAAACCCAGUUAUUCCAAAUUCAUCCCAAUUUUCUGUGGGAAAUGCUUCUUCUCAACAACUCCACCAUCCCACCCUGUUACCUCACUUACUAGACCCACAAGUCCCUUUCAGUUUCCAAACAUCGUUGAAUAAUGAAAACACUGAGAUGGGGAACUGUUCCAGCUUUACAAUGCUCAGCCAGGGAGAUAACCAAACCGAUAACUCAUCGUCAUGGCUUCUUCCAUCCCCUACCAUUCCUCCAACAGCCACCGACACAUCACUAAGCAAUCCAGGAGAUGUGAGCAGUAAUUCUAGCAACAAUAAUGGCGCCGCCUCUCCUUACUGGCCUGAACUCUAUUUCGACGACUCCAUCAUGCAUGAGAUUUCUUAGACAGUAUUGUUGGAGUUUGUAUUUCCCAUUGUUAAUUUUCUGUUACUGUAGAUAGCUAUGGCAUCCAUCUCGUGCUUUACAUGCAUGCAUGAUUACCCUGUAUCACCCCCAAACAUCUAUGUAUAUUUAUUUAUAUAUACAGCUUAUAUGUGUAUGCAUAAUUUUGAGAUAAUAA